Molecule: messenger RNA, 822 nt
Organism: Stereum hirsutum FP-91666 SS1
Lineage: Eukaryota; Fungi; Basidiomycota; Agaricomycetes; Russulales; Stereaceae
Exons: 5
Coding region: 49-702 (217 amino acids)
Biological process (GO): translational elongation
Cellular component (GO): eukaryotic translation elongation factor 1 complex; cytosol
Molecular function (GO): translation elongation factor activity; guanyl-nucleotide exchange factor activity
Source: RefSeq, a predicted model, not a curated record
ACACCAUCUUCAUCGUCCUCCACUCACUUACCUUCAUCUUCUUAUACAAUGUCUUUCGAUCUCGCGAAACUUGAGGAUCAUCUUACCACUCGUUCUUACAUCGAAGGGUACACCCCAUCCCAGGCCGAUGUCCACGUUUUCAAGGCCUUGACUGGCGUCCCUGACGCGAAGACUUCACCUCACUCUGCCCGCUGGUACAACCACAUCAAGUCCUACACCUCUGAGUUUGACUCCCUGGCCGGUUCUAGCACAGCCGGCGAGGCCUUCACCGCAGCUCCCGCCGUCAAGGAGGCAGCUCCUGCUGCUGCUGAGGAAGACGAUGAUGAAGUCGACCUCUUCGGCUCUGACGACGAGGUUGAUGAGGAAGCUGAGCGUGUCAAGGCCGAACGUGUUGCUGCUUAUAAUGCGAAGAAGGCCGGAAAACCCAAGGCUGCCGCCAAGUCUGUCGUCACCCUCGAGGUGAAGCCUUGGGAUGAUGAGACCGAUAUGAAGGCACUCGAGGAUUGCGUCAGGUCCAUCGAGCAGGAGGGUCUUGUUUGGGGUGCAUCGAAGCUCGUUGCUGUCGGUUUUGGAAUCAAGAAGCUCCAGAUCACGCUCGUCGUCGAGGACGAGCUGGUCUCGACCGAUGAGCUCCAGGAUAAGAUCGCUGAGUUUGAUGACUAUGUUCAGAGCACCGACAUUGCUGCCAUGCAGAAAUUGUAAAGUGCUGUUGCAUUAUGUUUUUACGGGAAUGUCUUGUAUGCCUCGAGCGUCUUGUUGUACUCUUUAGAUUCAAUGAACAAACGGCUCAUGUCGAUCUGAUACCUCGCCGCUGCAUUGCGU